Messenger RNA from Aspergillus oryzae RIB40, 327 nucleotides. RefSeq lists its product as uncharacterized. Lineage: Eukaryota; Fungi; Ascomycota; Eurotiomycetes; Eurotiales; Aspergillaceae. The transcript has 2 exons. The record is from RefSeq and is a predicted model, not a curated record. Bases 1 to 327 code for a protein of 108 amino acids.
AUGAGCGCUCAAGGCCGACUCUGGGAUAUCCAGCACGGAGUUGAGGGGGAGGUCGAGGCGGGAAAGGGCCAAAUAACACGAUAUUCCAACGGGCAGCCGACGCGAUUCACCUUCAAGAAACGCUUUCAACGCACCCCGAAUGUGCAGAUCACUCCCAUCCUGACCAACCGCCAUGGGACAUUCAACCCCUUUUACCUCUACCUGAUGAGUCCGUCCGGAGGUCCACCGGCAGACGAGGACGGGUUUUAUCUUGGGAUCUAUAGCAAACCGGGUGUUAGUAUGGAUUUUGAGUAUUUUGCUACUGGUAUUUAUGACGGGGAAGAUUAG